Messenger RNA from Oncorhynchus tshawytscha (Chinook salmon), 2518 nucleotides. RefSeq names its product heterogeneous nuclear ribonucleoprotein C. Gene Ontology annotation, molecular function: RNA binding. The record is from RefSeq and is a predicted model, not a curated record. Lineage: Eukaryota; Metazoa; Chordata; Actinopteri; Salmoniformes; Salmonidae. Bases 534 to 1460 code for a protein of 308 amino acids. Gene Ontology annotation, cellular component: nucleus. The transcript is spliced from 11 exons.
UUACUUUUCGAAUUAGGACUUUUGAACCUUCAUUUUUCCAAGUUUACCAUAAGAGCAUUUUGUGUGUUUUAUGGUAAUAUUUUUAUGUGAAGAAAGAUCGAAGGUUGUUUCCAAUCUGACUGGACAAAUGAUUAGGCCUAGUAGUAUGUGGUCAACAUCAUGGUCGUCUUUUCCCCACCCAGGAAUGACGUUUUUAACAGGGUUUUUAUACUGUUCAACCUUUUCAUUUUAAGACCCAGUAACAUGAAUUUCGGUUGUUGAAGUUGACUGCUCAGAAAUAUUUCCAACGUUUUCUUUUUGGCUUUCUUAUUUUUGAGGUUCGCAACAGUGCUCUCUGCAUUAGCCGUAUUUCUCGAAACAAUGACGUAAUUUCUGAGGCAUUAUCUUUUUUCACUAUGAAGAGUGAAAGUGGGCGUUCGUUUGCACUGGAAUACAAAACAAUACGGUGUAUUGUUUUUUGAGGCAUCUUUUUUGAGCAGCGACAAAUCAAACAGGUAGGCAGGCAGACCACGACCGUCCAGGGUACAGGCAAUAUGGAUAGCUUGAUGGCUGGCAACGUUACCAACAAGACUGACCCUCGCUCCCUCAACUCCCGGGUCUUCAUCGGGAACCUCAACACUCUCCUGGUCACCAAGGCAGACGUGGAGGCCAUCUUCAGCAAGUACGGCAAGAUAGUGGGCUGCUCCGUGCACAAGGGGUUCGCCUUUGUCCAGUAUGCCAAUGAGAGGAAUGCCCGGGCCGCCGUAGGGGGCGAGGAUGGGAGGAUGAUCGUAGGACAGGUGCUGGACAUUAACCUUGCUUGCGAACCGAAGCAUCAGAGAUUGAAGACUGUGAAGCGCUCUGCGGGAGAUAUGUACAGUUCUUCAUUUGAUUUGGAAUAUGACUUCCAGAGAGAUUACUAUGACCGGAUGUACCCGUACCAGUCCCGCGUGCCCCCUCCACCUCCUCCCCCCCUGUCCCGGGCGGUGAUCCCCUCCAAGCGGCCCCGGGUCAGUUUGAGUGGAGGCGGUGGAGGAAGAGGAGGUGGAGGAGCAGGGGGCAGCCGACGCACCAAGACCAACUUCUCAUCCUCCAGGAGCAGCCAGAGCAGGGUCUCCACCUCACGCACCAUGAAGGCAGAUGACCUGCAGACCAUCAAGAGAGAGCUGACCCAGAUCAAACACAAGGUGGACUACCUGCUGGAGAGUCUGGAACGCAUGGAGAAGGACCACACCAAGAAGCUAGACAUGAAGAGUAGUGGGAAGCCGGAACUCGGGGAGGUGUCUCCUCUCCACUGUGGAGGAAAGAAGGAGGAGAGCUUGAAGAGGGAGAGGGAGAGCCAACUGCUCAAUGACUCCGAAGAGGAGGAGGGAGACCUACUGGAGGAGGAGGAGGAGGUGAAGAGUCGAGGAAGGGAAGAUGACGAUGAAGAGGAGGAAGGUGAGGAUGAUGGAGAUAGCGCCAACGGAGACGACUCUUAAACACCGCAAGAUUGUCUGUUCGCACACACAUGCAUACAUACAGGCACACACACACACACACACACUCCCUGACAUACACAAAAGGAAAUGUGUAUAAUUACAUAGCAACACACAUGCAGUACAUGGACAGCUGUUCCUACUGAACUCACUAUUCAUAUGGACAUUUCCACUAUACCAUUCUGAACGUGUGCUCACCUACACAUUCAGUAACACUCUACCAGUUAUGUCAAGCAAAUAUCUGUCCCUUUUCUUCUCUUUGGAUUUCUCUCCGAUGUAUUAGUUUGUAGCCUCAUACGGCCAUCCUGAUCUCUCCAUUUACAUUAUUUGUGAAUUGAAAUGAAAUGAAAUGAGAGAGCGUGCGCAGCAGUCAGGUUGGUGGACCAGGCUAAUUAUUUGGCCCCAGAUCAAAGAUUUUCUUUAUGUAUACCGUAUGUAUCUUGAAAAAUAGUUUUAUUCUAGUUGUACUAGUCCAGAUACAGUGGAUCUCAAACCUCUCCUCAGAGACCCCCAGUCGUUCCAUGUUUUUGAUCUAUUCCACAGCUAGCACACCUGAUUCAACUAAUCAUCAUGUUCUUGACUAGGACAAUCAGACGAGUUAGUUCAGGGCUCCACAACAUUGUGAAACAUCUGGGGGUCCCGAGAGGUUUUAAAACCACUGGACUGGAGGAUCUUGGCACCUGCUGCGUCCACCAGCAGGUGGCACUGUGCAAUGACAUUUUUACACACCUAGGCUACCGUGAAAUGUGGUGCUGGAGUUGGAAGAUUUUACAAUGACCAUAUUAUAAAAAUCGUAAACAAUGAAACAGACAUGUAUAGGAAGAUUUCAUGCCAGGAUUGUCUAAUGUAUGCCGUUUUCUUUGCCCUGAAUGGUUUUGCUUGUUUCUUUUUUAGCUUACUUAUUUGUGUCAGGAAAUACACUUUGACUUAGUAUAACCUUGAGUUCUGUAAUGGACGUUAUCCAUGUUGGUGUGUUUGUCUCGGUUGCCGUGUGAUUUCAGUUGACCAUUACUUUGACUGUGCUUGUGAAUUAAAAACUUCCAAGUGGAAAUGCUCCAGGC